CUCCACCUGGAAAACAAUUUAACAGUCUUACAAAGAGUUAGGUCCAAGUGGCUGAUGCUUGUUGUGGAUAGGAGGAUGUUGCUGUUCACACAGGCACUUUAUGGAGAAGUCAGGAACUCAGACUAAGAUUCUAAGAUGUCUAAACACCUGUUCUAAGAUGAUUUAGCACCUGUAUUAGAUUUUAUUCAUUUCACAAUUUCCAGGAAAUGCAUAGAAUUGAAUUUUGAUUCUUUAUUGCUGAAAACAAGUUUUAAACAUGAAAACAAAACAAAACAAAACAAAAACAAAAUCAGAAGCUAGAUUAACAAAGAGGAGUUGGGCUUGAAAACUGAUGCUUUGAUCUAUUUUGAAAUGAUGAUUUUAGUAAGUCUGCAUUUUUUAAUCAUUUACGUUUUAGAUGUAGCUACCAUCUGCUAUUUGAUGUCUGUGAGAAAACACAGAUGUUGGUCACUCUUAGAAAAUUUGUGUCCAAGCAAGGCUGAAUUCCAAAGUUCUUGUUAUUGCUCAAAUGUUCUUUAUGAAAAAAUAACUUCAACACAAAUCCACUAGCGUAAGCAAAGAGGAAGUUAUGGAAAGUUUAUGACGAAGAUCUACUUUUCCAUUUAACUUACCUUAGUGACUCAGUGUGGGAUGAGAUGUUUAAAUAUUGACCUCCUGUAGGUUAUUAGGAUUUAUGUUGUGUGUUCAAAAAAAUUAUUUACCAAAAUAAAAAUUUUGAUUGAGAUGUAAAAAAAAAAAAAUUGACAGAAGAGAAGUAGAUGGCGUCAUUUGAGAUAUUUUUAAUUCUGAUUCAUUUGGUUAGUAAAAUAAACAAAUGUUGAAACAAGUUACUGUUUAAAUGGAAGUAUUUGAGUGCUUUAAGUCUUCCAAUCAAAUACUGGAUUUUUUUAGAAUUUUUUUCAGUGUGAUUGCAUGCAAACAGAACAAUGUUUCAAGUUUCUGUAAAUUCCACCACAAUAUAGCAUAUUUUUAAUCAGUAAAAUGAAAGUUAGAAUAAAACUGCUUGUCAUGAUGACAAGUCUGUCAAGUGAUAUCAGUGUACAGCCUUGCAUGAUCUUUUUAUAUUUUAACUAAUUAAUCAAAGGAGAGCACAGUGGAGUAAGAAUUUGGAGAGACGGUGAAUUUGUUGGGCAGACAGCCAACAAGACUAAUGUUUUCAAACAGAAUUGUAUCAUAGAAUGGUUGGGUUGGAAGGGAUCUUAAAGUUCAUCCAGUUCCCACCCCUGCUGUGGGCUGGCUGUCUCCCACCAGCUCAGACUGCUUAAGGCACCAUCUAACCUGGCCUUGAACACUUCCAGGGGUGGGGCACCCACAGCUUUCUGGGCAGCCUGUACCACUGCUUCACCACCCUUUGAGUAAAAAAUUUCCCCCUAACAUCUAAUAUAAAUCACCCUUCUUUCAGUCUAUAAGUGAAUAGCGUUCCAGUUCCUUUGUUAUUUUUUCACUGCUCUUUAAGAAGUUGAAGAUACCUAUUGUUUACACAUAUGUAAUUGAGAGAUUUGUAUUUAGAAAUUUGAUAUCUAUUCUCAGAUGAGAGGGUAAUUAAAGUGAAAAAAUUAAGUUUGUAGACAAUUAGUCUCAGUCAACGAAGUCUCAUGUAAUGAAACAAAAUGCAGAUGGUAUUUUGCAUGCCUGAUAAAUUACAGACACGAUCACACAAUCCUGAGAAGUAACGUUCACACGUUCACAAAGUAAUGCACUAGAUAUCUAUAGUGGUGUACAAAUGACAUCAGUUUUCAAAAAUGGUGGAAAGGUUUAGUGAUUCCAGGUUUCAGCUACCCUUCCCAAACACCUCUUCUGCUCUAAUCCCAACUCCUUGGCAUGGCCUACAAUGUAUGCAGUAUCGCCUUCCCUACAUCAGCUGGACAGGAAAGAGUUCUCAAAGCAAAAACCUCAUAGAAAGUUUGGCUUUGAUUGUAUUGGCGCUGAGAGAGUGGUUUGGAGCAGUUGAUAAAAUUGCCAUUGUUGCAAACAUUGUUAUUCAUACAAAAGAACUAUUAAUUGCCAUUGACCUGUAUUUGAGACCUUUAUUUAUGUUCACGUAGGAGCAAAAGUCAAGGCAAAUAGCUUGACUUUUUCAAGAAUUUCACAACGAGAAUGAAAUGUCUCACUUGCCUUGAAAAUCACCACAGCUGACGUUUGGAAAGCUUAAAAAAAAAAAAUGUAAUGGCUUUCUUCCAAAUGGUAACAUCAUACAUAAUGCACAUGGCUAACAAAAGACUCAGACAGUGCUCAGUCUCACUCACCGAUGAGUCUGAAUUCUCUCCCUAAUCACUGUUGUACUGCUGUUUGUCAGUUCUUCCUGGAUUUGAAACUUUUUUAACCUAAACUGCCACGAAGAAAGAGAAUAAGAAUCCUAAAAAAAUGACUGAAAGUCCUCUACUGAGCAUUCCCUUCUCAAACCAGAGUGAAAACAAGAGCAACUCAACUGUUUGCCCAGACUUGGAUAACUGGUGGGAAAUCGUGUACUACUUAGUACCCAAGUGUAUCGACACCAUCUGUGUUAUUGGAAUGCUUGGAAAUUUAUUUGUUCUCUUCGUUUACUCAGUGUACAAGGGCCCUCUGAAGAUAUCUGAAAUCUACCUUGUGAACCUAGCUGUUGCUGAUCUUAUUUUCCUCAUAUGUCUCCCUUUCUGGGCAGAGAAUGUACGGAAUAAGUAUAAUUGGCCAUUUGGAAAUUUUCUUUGUCGUAGUGCCAGUGCAUCCAUCCACCUAAACAUGUACACUAGCAUCUACUUGCUAGUAGCAGUCAGCUUGGAUCGCUAUUUGACUUUUGUUCAUACCUUGACACACAGAAGAAUACGUAGCAAAACUAUAGCCAAAGGGAUCUGUUUGCUCACCUGGACCUUUGGGAUCCUUCUCAGUAUCCCAACCUUUACGUUUCGGACUGUGAAACACUUUCCUGAGUGGAAUAUCUCUGCAUGUGUUUUAGACUUCCCCACCCCAUCCUGGCAAAAAGCUGAUCGUUUGGUAUUCAGCAUAGUGGGGUUUGCAUUGCCAUCAACAGCAAUUGUCUUCCUCAAUUUCUGUACCAUUCGCUCCCUACAAGAACACAAAAGAGAACUAAAAGCAUUCAGGACAAAGAGUUGCCAGGACCACAGAGACACAAAGGCCACAAAGUUGAUCUUCUUAGUGGUACUGAUGUUUCUUUUGUGCUGGACUCCUUACCAUCUUGUUAUAUUCUUUGAUAUAUUAUUCCAGAUGGAAGUGAUACAAGGCUGUUUCUGGGAGGAUUUUCUCAACUUUGGUGAGCAGUUUAGUUCUACUUUGGCUCUCACAAAUAGCUGUAUUAACCCAAUAGUUUAUGUAUUUGCUGGGAAAUAUUUCAGGCAAAAAGCUUUAAAAGUUUUUUCACAGUUUUUCUGCUGUGGGUAUUUUUUGAACCAGGUAUCAUUCCAAGAAAAGUCUUCAUAUUUCAAGUUGUUUCCAGUCAAGACUAGUUCAACUUCAUGAUUCUUGGUUCCAUCUUAAUUUUGAUAUUACAAUUUAUUUUUAAUUGCAUUAAAAAUGAACAGGAAUCACACUGUUCUAGCAUUCUCAGACUAAGUUAAUUAUUUAUUAAGUUACAUCACUUCGCUGCUUAUUUGUCCCUGGGUUUGUUUUUCCUUUUCUGUGUUACCAUCCAAACAUAUAACAUGCAACACCAGAAUUUUAUACCAAAUGAUCUAACUUGUCUCAUCAGUGCUUGGAAAGAAAAGUUAUUUGACAAAGCAUCAGAAGUCUGGUUUCUCUAAAGUAUGGUAUAAACUGAUUGAAAAUUUAUUAUACUGUAUCUGUGGUAACAAAUAUAAUAUCACCAGGAAUACUAUGCAAAGAAUUAUAACAUAUUACAGAGCAAUUAUGAGCUUAACUUUCAGCUCAUAGCUGCAUUUUAGGAAUGGCAAAACAGAUUCAGUAUUUUAAAUGGGUUGUAUUUUCAGUGUAGCACAUAGAAAAUUUGAAGAACUGUUCAUUUGAAAUGUAUUUGUUGCAUAAAUAUUGUAUGUAAAAUGUACCACAAAGGAAAUGUACAUGAAUUGUAAUAAAAAUCCAGUAUCAUCUUGAAAA
Messenger RNA from Tympanuchus pallidicinctus (lesser prairie-chicken), 4047 nucleotides. RefSeq names its product bradykinin receptor B1 (gene BDKRB1). Gene Ontology annotation, molecular function: bradykinin receptor activity. The transcript is spliced from 2 exons. The record is from RefSeq and is a predicted model, not a curated record. The coding region runs from base 2365 to 3453 and encodes 362 amino acids. Gene Ontology annotation, biological process: G protein-coupled receptor signaling pathway; inflammatory response; neutrophil chemotaxis. Gene Ontology annotation, cellular component: membrane. NCBI's taxonomy places the organism in Eukaryota, Metazoa, Chordata, Aves, Galliformes, Phasianidae.